AAUAUGGCCUCACGCAUUUUAUCAUAUAGACCUUACCUAUACAGACGUUUACAGUGUCGUUGAUUAAAUAAUAUAAAUCAUUAUCAAAGUCUUAAAUAUAUUUUGAAUAUGUUGAGUUUUUUUAUCACAUGACAAUAUUUUAUCAUUGACUUCGUUAUAAAUAAGUGUCUCUAAUCAUAUUCGCAUUUGUGAUCAGUUUACAUUACAUCAAGUCAUAUUAGAUCGAAAAUUUAGUAGAUACAAUUUUUGCACUUUAUUCGUGAAUCUAAUAAUAUUGAAGAAAUAAACAACUACAAUAUGAACGUCGUUCCAGGAACAGCUUCCCUAUUAGGAGAACUUGACAAAAAACUAAUGGUUUUACUGAGGGAUGGUAGAACAUUAAUUGGAUACCUCAGAAGCGUUGAUCAAUUUGCUAAUAUAGUACUUCAUCGUACCAUUGAAAGAAUUCAUGUCGGUAAAGAAUAUGGAGAUAUUCCAAGAGGCAUAUUUAUUGUCAGAGGAGAGAAUGUUGUGCUACUAGGAGAAAUAGAUAGGGAAAAAGAAAAAGAUUUACCAUUAACAGAAGUAUCAGUGGAUGAUAUUCUAGAUGCGCAAAGAAGAGAACAAGAAUUGAAACAAGAUCAAAAGCGUUUAAUGAACAAAGCUUUGAAAGAGCGUGGUCUUUCAUAUAUUCCAGAUUUGGGUCACGAUGAUAUGUUCUGACCCACAUCUACAUCUCCAGGCACUACUUUGGAAUCAUCUCCCACAUCUUCACACAAUUCUGAGAACUAUGAUGUGUGUUGUACAUCCAUGUCUUUCUAUUAAAUACCAUUACAAAGAAUAUACAUGAUUCUGAAUAACAAAAAUGUAUCUAGGUAAGCAUUUUGAAAAAUAAGAAACAUGAUUAUCAACAUGAUUUUAGAUAUAUAUAUGUAUAUAUAUAUAUAUAUACACACAUAUACAUAUAAUCGACGAUAAUAAAAUAUCAUGCAUCAUUAUCAACUACAAUAUUAUAGGGAAUAAAGAUAGGAUUUAUAUAAUUAUAAGGCAUAUAAGCAAUUCUACAAUAUUGCAAUAGUCAUAUAAACAGUAUUUAUUUUUUCUAUAAUUCUUUAUUAAAAAAAGUGUUAAGAAAAUAGCCAUUGUUUAUUGAAAAUACUCUUGAUAUGAUGUAUUAAAAAUGUAUAAAAAAAGGAAGUUAAAAUAAUCUAUAUUGGAGGUUCUUCGGAUGUUAAUGAAAUAAAACUAAACAAAGUUUUUCAUUGUGGUAGAGAUACUUUACUUUCAAAUUCUACAACAAAUUUAUAUAUUACAUAUCUUAGAUAUGACAUAAAAAAAAAGCCAUGUCAUAUGUUUUACCCUGAUAUAAAAUAGUUACAUAUAUAUUUUCUGCACCCAGCAUAAUAAAAAUUUUCCUCUAUGAAUAAAUUGAAGGAACUAUCGAAAAAUUAGAAACACUUGUAAAAUUUCCAUGCCUUGUCAUUAACACUAAACUUAAUGUUAAUUACAUUCAUGGAUUUUAUGAGAUUUCACAAUUUUAAACAAGGAAAAUUAAAAGAAAGAAAUAUUCCUGAUAACUCACCAGGUUGCUUAUUAUUUAAAAAAAAAAAAAAAAGAAAAUAUAUAAUAUACGAUCAACAGUGUAAAACUUGACUAAAAAUCACGUUUACAUUUCAUUAAUGUCCAUACUGAGAUUCACAUUGAUUUGUACUUAUAUUUUAAGUAAUUUUAUUCCAAUUUAAAAUGAUGUCUCCUGAAACGUAUCCUUUACUUUUUUAGAAUUUAAUCUUGACUCACUUAUCUGUUUGUACUUAAAACUUUGACCACGUUCUGCUUUUAACACAUUUUUAUCCUUUAUAGAUCUUUUCGAGUCAUUACGUUGUAAACUAGUUCCCCGUUUUCUUGGGGAAACAGUUUCUUCAAUUUUUUCUGUCGAAUCAUUCGCGCUAUUUGUACUUCCAGAAGCUAUACCAGAUGUGUCAGAUUCUGGAUUGUUUCCAUCUAAACAACGAAGUAAACUACUAGAUAGUCCAUCUUCAUUUAAAAUAUUUAGGUCAGAUUCUGACUGCUCAAAAUCAUCAGUACGUGAAGUAAAACUAAGAUCAACAGGACUAGCAGUUAAUACGCUUCUUGAUAAUAAAUACUCCCUAAAUGUGCUUGUUAUUGACAUAGAGCUUUGUUGUGUCAUGGUACAACAAUCGUCUGCAAUUGAAGUACCCAAAUUGUGCUUUUGACAUAUUUCUUCUGUAAAAUUUUCUUUAUCAUCUAUGUCAACACCUUCCAUGUAAAUAAAUUCACCAUCUGCACUAUCUGGUUUACGUAAUUCCUCUAAAAUAGAAGAACAGCUCAUAUGAGCUAAAAGAUCGAUAUUUGAUCUACGCAAAUUAUUAGAAAUAUUAUGUUGUAUGGAACUGUCAUUCAUAUUGGCAAGAUUGCAAAGAUUCGACCCUGAUACCAUCAUUACGGGUUUACGAGAACGUGGAGUCAUCAUAGUUUCCUGUUAUUUAAAAAAUUAUAUUUAGUUAAUCAAUAAGAACGAAUAGAUGCAAUUAUUUUAUGUUAUAUAAACACAUGUAUAUAUUAUAGAACACAUAAAAAUAAAGAACAUGCAUACCUGCAUA
Messenger RNA from Vespula pensylvanica (western yellowjacket), 2600 nucleotides. RefSeq names its product U6 snRNA-associated Sm-like protein LSm1 (gene LSm1). Gene Ontology annotation, molecular function: RNA cap binding. The transcript is spliced from 3 exons. Bases 298 to 702 code for a protein of 134 amino acids. Gene Ontology annotation, biological process: deadenylation-dependent decapping of nuclear-transcribed mRNA. Lineage: Eukaryota; Metazoa; Arthropoda; Insecta; Hymenoptera; Vespidae. Gene Ontology annotation, cellular component: P-body; Lsm1-7-Pat1 complex. The record is from RefSeq and is a predicted model, not a curated record.